AAAAUCUCUACUGCUCCCUCCCCAAUCUCUCUCUCUCUCUCUCUCUCUCUCUCUCUCUCAGUUUACAAAAUCAUAUGCGAAACGCUGUUAGAACCCAUCAUCCACCGUUGAUCUCAAGUUCUCUCCUCGCGGAUAAACGGUUCGAUCGACACCUCCAGUGGUUUGGAUUUGUUUAGUUCAAUUCGAUCGUUUCUAGGGUUUUAGUUGUUCUGGUGAUCAUAUCGACCUGAAUUUUGCUUUUCUGCUCGGAAGCACAGAGAUGUCCGGUCCGCUUGAUCGAUUUGCCCGGCCUUGCUUUGAGGGGUUCUCUAGUCAUGAUGAGAGAAGAGAAAGGAAAUCUGACUUCGAAAUUUCUGAAGAUGAAAGGAGGACGAGAAUUGGAUCACUGAAGAAGAAGGCAAUAAAUGCAUCUAAUAAAUUCAGGCAUUCUCUUAAGAAAAAAAGUAGAAGGAAGAGUGAUAGUCGAGUCAUUUCUGUCUCGAUUGAAGAUGUACGGGAUGUUGAGGAAUUACAAGCUGUCGAUGUGUUUCGCCAAGCAUUGAUUUUGGAUGAAAUGUUGCCUGAAAGGCAUGAUGAUUAUCAUAUGAUGUUAAGAUUUUUGAAAGCAAGGAAAUUUGACAUUGAGAAAGCAAAACACAUGUGGGCUGAAAUGCUUCAAUGGAGGAAGGACUUUGGUACGGAUACUAUUUUUGAGGAUUUUGAGUUCAAAGAGUUGGAUGAAGUUUUACAAUACUACCCUCAUGGUUAUCAUGGCGUGGACAAGGAAGGAAGACCUGUUUACAUUGAAAGACUGGGGAAGGUUGAACCCAACAAACUCAUGCAAGUGACCACCAUGGAUCGGUACAUAAAAUACCACGUGCAAGGGUUUGAGAAGACUUUCGCCGUUAAGUUUCCAGCUUGCUCCAUUGCUGCAAAACGACACAUUGAUUCAAGUACAACAAUUCUAGAUGUUCAGGGUGUGGGUUUAAAAAACUUCAGCAAGACUGCACGUGAACUCAUCACGCGGCUGCAGAAAAUUGAUGGUGACAACUAUCCUGAGACACUGUGCCGAAUGUUUAUAAUCAAUGCUGGCCCUGGUUUUAGGCUGCUGUGGAACACUGUGAAGUCCUUCAUCGAUCCCAAAACCACUUCAAAGAUUCACGUUCUCGGAAACAAGUACCAGAGCAGGUUGCUUGAAAUGAUUGAUGCUAGUGAGUUGCCAGAAUUUCUUGGUGGUGCUUGUACCUGUGCAGAUCAAGGGGGUUGCCUUAGGUCAGAUAAAGGUCCUUGGAAGGACCCAAACAUUUUGAAGAUGGUUCUUGAUGGUGAAGCACGAUGUGCCCAGCAAAUCGUGACAAUUUCAAACAGUGAUGGGAAGAUGACUUAUGUUAAGCCACAAUAUCCAACAUUUUGGGUGUUAUUUUUCCUCCAGGUGGAUCAGAUUAAGGGCGGUGAUACAUCUACUGCAGAGUCUGGCUCAGAAGCUGAGGACAUCUCUUCCCCCAAAGCUUUUAGGAGCUACACUCCUAAUCCUCAGUUGACUCCUGUUCGUGAAGAAGCCAAAGUGGCUGGAAAGGUGGAAUUCUCGGAGCUUGAUGAGUAUGUUCCCAUGGUGGAUAAAGCAGUGGAUGCCGGAUGGAAAAAAGAAGUGCCCUAUCAAAGGCUCCCGUCUCCCAAAGGGCCGCUUCCUCCAUCGGAAUUGAAUAAGCCUCGAGAGGGAAUUCUUUCUCGAAUUCUCACAGCAUUUUUGGCAUUCUUCAUGACCUUCUUUGCCCUUGUCCGUUCGAUCACCUGCCAUGUGAAACAAAAGCUGCAUGACAGAUUAUCUGAAUCAGAUCAUGAAUAUCCAGUUGUCAUGCUCAAUCCAGUGCCCAAAGAACUCUGCACGCCUUCACCAUCUCCCGGAUUCACAGAGUCGGACCUCCCCUUUUCUGUCCUUAAAAGGCUGGCCGAACUGGAGGAAAAGGUCGAAACACUUCAGACAAAGCCAUCUGAGAUGCCAACUGAGAAAGAGGAGUUGCUAAAUGCUGCCAUUUGCCGUGUGGAUGCUUUAGAGGCUGAGCUUAUUGCUACGAAAAAGGCUCUACAUGAAGCAUUGAUGAGGGAAGAGGAAGUGCUUGCAUUUAUAGACCGUCAACACGAUGCUAAAUUCCGGAGGAGGAAAUUUUGUUGGUGAAAGAGGGGAUAUCAAAAAUGUGGUUUCCCAUUUUUGUUAUGUAAUUUGUUUCAAAUUCUGUAAUGAAAAGAUACUAGAAAUUCUAAUUUGUGAAUUAGAAAAAAUAAACUUUUCUGUA
Magnolia sinica is the source of this 2273-nucleotide messenger RNA. RefSeq names its product phosphatidylinositol/phosphatidylcholine transfer protein SFH6-like. The transcript is spliced from 14 exons. NCBI's taxonomy places the organism in Eukaryota, Viridiplantae, Streptophyta, Magnoliopsida, Magnoliales, Magnoliaceae. Bases 260 to 2155 code for a protein of 631 amino acids. The record is from RefSeq and is a predicted model, not a curated record.